CUAUCGUUUGUUUCUUUAAUGUAAUAAUGUAUUUAUUUUCAAACCGAUUAUUUCAUAACCUCAUUGAGGGACAGAAAUAGAGAUAAUUUAAGGACAGAAUCUAACAAGUUAUUGUAUUUACAAUCGAUUAACUCCAAAUAAUCUUGAAACAAUGAUUACCUAAUGAGCUCGAAACUCGUGCAUUUAUUUCAAGUAUUUUUAUCCAAUCCAUAAUUUUAAUCUUGAAUCCUGCAUGACAAUCAAUAGUAAAUAUUUACAUUUUUGUAUAUUAGCUUUCGUCCACAGUUUUGACUUCUGCACAAAGUUUGGCUGCGACAACCGGACCGAUGUUUAUACAAUACAAUACAGCACACUGCAUAACAUUAGUUAUGGUGUUCAUACUUGGAACUAUUUAACUUUCAGGUUAUGAGACCCAGACGCUGAGUUUGUACCGUGAUUGAAAUGUUUUAAAUUUGAUACUUCUUGCAAAAGUAUAAAGCAAUUUUUUGUUAUACUGUGUCACUUGAAUAAAUAAAGAACAAAAAUGGCAAGUUCAAGACCUAGACGUUCCAAUGCUGGUAAUAAAAUGGCCAAACUUCUCAAUGAGGAGGAAGAAGAUGACUUCUACAAAACCACUUAUGGUGGCUUUGAAGAAACAGAACAAGACAAUGAUUACAAACAAGAAGUAGAAGUAGAAGAUGAAGUUGACUCAGAUUUCAGUAUAGAUGAAAAUGAUGAGCCUGUAUCAGAUCAUGAAGUUGAAGAAAAAAAAAGACAAAAAGGUGUUUUUACUAAAGCUUACAAAGAACCUGCUAAACCUUCUUCAUCCAAAAGUAAAGAAGUGCCAAAGAAAAAAAAAUUUAAAGAAAAAGUAACAAAAGAAAAAGUUCCUCGGAUACUAAUAGAAAAUAUUGAAAGAAAAUCCAUACGCAGAUCAACUGCAGCAAAAUCUGCAGAAACUUUAAAAAGAUUAAAAGAGCGAACGGAAGAUCAAAAAAAGAAAGUUAAAAUUGCCAAACAAGAUGAUUAUAAGCCUUCACAAGAAGAAUUAUUAGAAGAAGCACUUUUAACUGAAGAAAUUAACUUAAAAUCUUUAGAAAAGUAUCAGAGAUUGGAAAAUGAAAAAAAAAAUGCAAGAGCCAUUCGUAAACCAAAUGUUGGACCAAUGAUUAGAUAUCAAUCAUUUUCUAUGCCAGUUAUGGUAUUGUCCUCAAGUAUGAUAAAAGAAAAAGAUACGCUUGUAGACUUAGACGUGGAAGAAUCUUCAAAUAAAACUGAUAACAAGAGCAGUAACAAAGAAAAAGAGAGUAAUGAAAUUGAUAAUGAUAAUAUGGAUGACAACAAAGAACAGAACUUUGAUUGCAUAGAAACUAAUGGAUUCUAUGAAAGAACUUUUGUUACUUUUGAAAGUGUUCAGCAAUUUGAAGAAAUUUUUAAGAAAAAAAUUCCACCGAGAAGAACCUUAAAAUCCUUAUGUGCCAUAACAAGGUAUCCAGCAAAAUACAAAGAUCCAGUCACAAAUUUACCUUACAGAAAUAUACAAACUUUUCGCCUUUUGAGAGAUGCGUAUUAUCAGCGACUUGAAGCUAAGGCAAAUAGCAUUGACUUGGAAUCAAAUCCAGAACUUGCUCAAUGGAUUGAGUAUAGACAUAAAUAUCAAAGUAAUACUCUAAGAAAUACUGUGCGGCUAGAACCAGCAUCAGCUUCUUCGCUUUCUUCUGGAAUGGCUCAUUAACUGUUAGAAACUAAUAUUAUCAUUGUAAUAUAAUUGUCAAUAAUAGAAUUUAGUUAAGUUAAAGGACUAAAGGAGGUUAACUUUAUUAGGAAUGAUCAAGUGCAUACUUAUGCACCCAUGCUUAUGUACCAUCAUCUCAGUCAGAAAUUUUUUUUUAUAUUCAAUUUUUAUAAUAAAAUUUUAUAAGCAUCAGCCUUUGAAUAUGAACUAAUACUCAAAAUGUAUAUUUCAUCUUGAUUCUUGUCACAUGCAAUUAAAAUUGAAAACAUAUCAUUUAAAUCAGGAGGUAGGUAUAAUAUACACAUAGUUCAAGGAAAAUGAUCCAUAUUUAUUUAAAAGUAAAAUUAUGAUCGACGCAAAAAACGUUAUUAAAUCUCGUUUCUUCUACCUUUAUCAUAAAAUUAUUUAUUAGUCAAAUGCAUUUAAGAUCAUUCAAAAGAACUACUUAAAAUCUUUUUUCUGUUUCUUUCAAAUCUUUAGAAUAAUCCUUUGAUAUCUUUCUUUUUUUGGGGAACCUGAGAUUUUAAUAAUAAUCGAUGAUUUUUCUUCUAUACAAAAAUUUCAAGUAUUUUCGAUUUCCAACAAUUAAAAAGUAUUUAGAUAAGAAGUCAUUGUUUCAAACAUCUAUAAUGAACUUUCUUAUAUUAAGCCCUUUCAAUGAAAAAUCAAGUGAAAGCUCUUUAGAAACUUACACGAUUAUUAUUAUUAUUCUUUUAAGUUUAAUAAGAAAUUGUAAAACAUAAUAUAAACUUUUAACCACGAUGUUUAUGCGUAUGAAAAGGAACGAAAUAUUUUAAUUGUACUUUAUCAUGAAAUCAUAGUCAAGUUGAAUACCAAGAGGAAUUUUACAUUACAAUUUUUUCAAAUAAAAAAGAGAGCAAGUCUAUAAAUAAAACAUUACUUUGACUAAUUAUAUGGUGAGGAUGAUGCUGUGCAUAAGAAUAAAAAUGACUGCCUUUGAACACAGUUUGUUUCUACUUUCUUUUCAUCCGCAACAAAGUACAUACAAAUUUAUACACUAUUAUUAAAAUCAUCAACUUAUUGGAUCAUCAAAAGUUUUUUCCCAUAUAAAUAACAUAUGACGUUCAACAGCAGAGAGAAUUGCGAUUUGUUGCCAUGCUUA
Molecule: messenger RNA, 2837 nt
Organism: Trichogramma pretiosum
Lineage: Eukaryota; Metazoa; Arthropoda; Insecta; Hymenoptera; Trichogrammatidae
Gene: YL-1
Product: vacuolar protein sorting-associated protein 72 homolog
Exons: 6
Coding region: 524-1714 (396 amino acids)
Biological process (GO): chromatin remodeling; regulation of DNA-templated transcription
Cellular component (GO): nucleus
Molecular function (GO): ATP-dependent H2AZ histone chaperone activity
Source: RefSeq, a predicted model, not a curated record